AAACAAAAUCCAUAUUAGGACAAACUCAGUUUACCGCCGUCACCGUUUGUUAUGAUUUGUUGUUGUUAUUUAUAUUUGAAUGUCAUAUGUUUGCAUUUGCAAAUAAAAGCUAGAGUUGUCAAAAUAAAAAGUUGAUGAUGUUCAUCAAUUGUAAUUUGAAGCAAAGCACGUUGUAAUUGUUUAUUUCUGUAAAUUGUGUUAUUUAGCAAUCAAUUGCGAACUUUUAAAAAUUGUUUUGAAAGAAAAUUCAAAUAAUAAAAUGUAUAUGGUUCACAAUACAAGGUGCAUAAACGUUUGAGGUGGUCAAUAAUUCUAUAUUUGCAUUGGACAGCGCAGAGUGAGACACAUUGGAUUUUGCUAAAAGUUCCUUAAGAAGUAUUACAAUAUAUUCCAUUUUAACAUGGCAACUGGUACACAGAAGGCUGUACGGCUGCUGAAAUGCUUUUGUGGUUGCUCGGAAAUGACGGAGGAUGAAGUCCGACGUAUUUAUCGCUUAAGUACACAAGAUACUUUAAAUGAUCCCCGGGCCGCAAAGAUUUUCCGCAAGUUCUUAGAACAGGAUCGUUGUGGAGAUAAAGGAGAAAUCGAAAAUUACUUGGACAUUUAUGAAUUAUGCAAUAACUAUUUAAAGGAGACUUGUCUAACAUAUGAUCAAUUAACUGCCCUCGUCGAAAUGGAAUUAAAGUACUAUUUAGAGAAGAAAUUAAAUUUGUACAUAAUGAUGCUGGAAGAAAAACAAAAGCCUGAUAUACACAUACAUGAAGUAGAACGUGAUUUGAAGCGCAUUCAAGCAGAUUAUCGUAGCGAAAUCGAAGCCAGCGAUGAGUAUAAAAAUUACAAACAAGCGAUAUUAAAUAAAUUGAAGCGAUGGACUUGAAACACGGGGACGAGGCGGAAGCGAAAACAACGAAAGUUUUAGAAAAUCUCAACUGCCUCAAACAUUUGCUUUCUUACAUCCUAACAUUUGUAAUUAUUAUAAAAUAUUUAUUUGCCUCAAGUAGUGUACCAAAAACAUCACGUUUUAUAGUUGCGAUUCCUAUUAAAUGUUGUUGAUUGAAGACAAAACACAAAUUUUUUGUUACAGUUAGAUAUUUUUAAAACGUGUCCAUUAUAUAGCGCACUAUAUAGGUAUUAUGUGUAUUGUAUUUUUUGCCAUAUUCUGCCUUAUUUGUGAAAUGUUAAGCAGGUAAUAUGGUGUUCAAUGUGCU
This is a messenger RNA of Bactrocera neohumeralis, 1208 nucleotides long. RefSeq lists its product as uncharacterized. Lineage: Eukaryota; Metazoa; Arthropoda; Insecta; Diptera; Tephritidae. The coding region runs from base 401 to 877 and encodes 158 amino acids. The record is from RefSeq and is a predicted model, not a curated record. The transcript has 2 exons.